GCGUAAGUUUUGGUUUACACACAGCAGUUCAAAGCCACAAUUCCUGUGUAACAUUCAACUCCGUUAGUUCACUUUCAUCUUUUUAAAAGAGUAAUAGUUUGGGGGGGGGGAUUCCUUUUCAUAGCCUCAAUGUCUGAAGAGGUUACUUACGCAGACCUCAAUUUUCAGGACUCCGGUAGAAAGAAAAGUAUCCAGGAGUUUGGCACAGUUGGAAUCAAAGAACCUGCUGCUACUUCCCAUGUGUGGCAUCAGAGAGCCUUGGCUCUGAUUCUCCUAUGCCUUCUGCUGCUGAUUGGACUAGGAAUCUUAGGAAGCGUAUUUUACAUAACUUUGAAGAAAGAAAUGAGAAAAUUGAAUACACUACAAAAUAUCAAAGAAGAACUUCAGAGAAAUGUUUCUCUACAAUUGAUGCAUAGCAUGAAUAGUUCCCAGAUGAUCAGGAACCUAUCUCUCACACUGCAAGAAAUAGCCACCAAAUUAUGUCAUGAGCUUUACCAAAGAGAACCAGAGCACAAAUGUAAACCUUGCCCAAAGAAGUGGAUAUGGCAUGAGGACAACUGUUACCUAGUAACUAAGAACUAUGUAACAUGGCAAAAGAAUGCCAUGUUCUGUUCUGCUCAAAAUGCCAGCCUAUUGAUGAUUAAGAACAAAAGUGUAUUGGAAUUUGUAAAAUCCAGGAACUUACGUAAAUACUGGCUGGGGUUAUCUCCCAGAAAAUAUUAUGCAGAUUACAAGAUAGUGGAUGAGACAAUUUUCUCCUCUGACUGGCUUGUAAGAAAUACAAAGGACGUAGAUGACACCAUGUUUUGUGGAUAUAUAAACACAAUAUAUGUUUCCUAUACACUCUGCUCUGACUCAAAUAAUAUUAUAUGUGAGAAGCUGGCUAACCCAGUGAAGAUUGAGAACACACUAAUGAGUGAAAUACCAGAUGAAAAAUAUGAUUAGUGCAAGUAAUUUGCUAUUAUGCUGCCAUUUAGGCAACUGCGUGGAGCAUACAUCUUGUGGCCCACACAAAGGGAGUACAGAUGCUAUGAGACUAAAUCUCUGCCUCUCUCCUAACCAUGUACAUUUGUAAACUUUCUUUCUCCUCAUUGGCUAUGGAACAGGAGCCUAAAGUCAUAUCUUAUCAUGUAGAUACAGGCUCAAUUUAUGUUGAGCAUGAAUUCAGUGGGUUGGGUGAAUAUACAGAAAACUGAAGCUAACUUUUCCCGCUUUUCCAGAAAUAACAAGGCAAAUACCCACCUUAUAGAACAUCAGGGAAAAUGAAAACUAGGAAUUAAUUAUAUCGAAAGGAUAAUACAUCACGAGCAACUGGAAUUUAUGCUGGUAAUACUGUGGUAGGGUCCCCUCCCUAAGGAGAGAGAAAAAAAGUAACCUGGCUAUGCGCCUAUGUGACAAUAUCCCUCAUGACCUAGUAAACUGAGACUACUUAAUCGACUAUAUGUUUGUGUGUGUUGCCGUAUAUGGGAAACAAAGAAAUAGAAAACGUAUAGAAAACUAUGCCACAUGAUGUUCGGUGCUCAGUUCUUCGAGUAUGAACCCAACUGAGCGGUGCUGGCACGAAUAAAGUUGCUUCCUGGAAAUUCAAAAGCCUCAGUGUUACAACUCUCUGUGCAAGAAUCCUGCUACAAUACAGGUUGACUUACAUGUUAGGAAAAAAAACAUAAGAAAGAGAAAGAAAAAAUUUAUUUUAGUAGAUGUGGAAAAGCAUUUGAGAAAACGUAAUACCUAAUCUCUCAGGAAACUUGAAGCAGAAGAUUUCCCUAAUCUGCUAAAGGAAGGUGACAUCAAAAGAGUGAAAAGAAAAACAAACCAAACAAAGGACUAAUAACCACCUGUAAACCUAACACCAUGCUUGUGGUAAAAAAGUGAAUGUUUUGCUUUUGAGCUCCGGAACCAGAUCAGAAUGGCCUUUAGCAUUUUGUUCAGUAACCUGGAGGCCCUGGCAGUAAAAUAAGGCAAGGAAAAUAAAUUUAAAUAUGUAAAACAUGAGAAAGGACGAAAUAAAACAUUUUUAUUUGUAGCUAAUAUAUUUGUGUAUGUGUGUGCGUAAAAACGAUAUAACUUAUAAACCAUUAGAAUACAUAAUUUAUCAGAGUUGUUGGAUAAAGCCUCAAAAUACAAUGUCAGGGUGUAACAUCAAUCAUAUUUCUGUAGGUUAGCAGUAAACCAUGGAAAAAAUUUAAAAAGCAAUAUCAUUUAUAACAGCAUCCCAAAAUAAAAUAGUCAUAAAUGUAAUAAAAUGCGGAAAACAUUCUGCCCAAUCCUGGUUCCUUCCCCUCUCUUGCACUGAGGGUGCCCCCUAAUAACCACCCCCCAGCUCGCUAACCUUGAUUUCAGAAUCUGCUUCCUGGGAAACCAAGCGUGCAAGUGUUGCUGACAAAAUAAAAGAAAACCUUAAUAAGUGGAGAGGUAACCAUGCACUUGGAUUGGAACACUCUAUAUAUUCUUGGGAUGUAAAGUCUCCCAAAUUUACCUCUACAGUCAAUACAGUCCCUGAACAUUUCAUAUAAUUUUUUUUUUUUUUAGAAUGUGAUGUGCCAAUCGUAAAACUAGCAUAGAAAUGCAUGAUUUAGAAUAGCCAAGACAACAUUGGAAAGAAGAAUGUUUGCAGAAAUUACAGUAUCGAAUACCAAUACUUACUUUAAUGCCAUGGUAAAAAAACAAAACAAAACAAUGAUUUAAUACCAGGAUAGAUAUACAUCCACAGGACUAGACGAAGAAUCCAAAAGAAAAAAAAAAGGCUCAUGUGCAUACAAUUGGCUUAUUUGUAUAUAAAAAUAGUUAUCGCUGCCAUUAGAGGUAGAAAAUGAUUGUCUUUUCAAUAAAUGGAGUUGAAUCUAUUGAAUGUCAGCAUGGAAAGAAAUAACACAUCCUACCUACCUUAUACGAUACAUAAAUAUUAAUUCAAAAUGGAUCAUAGAACUAAAUCUGAAAGCUCAAACUAUAAAGCUUCUAGUUAAAACAUAAGAGAAUAUCUUCAUGGCUUUACAACAGACAAA
Panthera uncia (snow leopard) is the source of this 3002-nucleotide messenger RNA. It is a transcript of the gene CLEC12A, whose product is annotated as C-type lectin domain family 12 member A. The record is from RefSeq and is a predicted model, not a curated record. Lineage: Eukaryota; Metazoa; Chordata; Mammalia; Carnivora; Felidae. The transcript is spliced from 6 exons. Gene Ontology annotation, molecular function: signaling receptor regulator activity. Bases 130 to 945 code for a protein of 271 amino acids.